AAACGUCCACCUUCACCCAGACAGAGAGAACAGAUAAUGCACACAACAUGACCGAAAUUACACCAGAAGAUGCCGCUGCCAAGCGCGCGGCAGAGCAAGCCCGUAUUCGCAAAGAGCGCAGAGAAGCUAAGAUUCGAGCUGGAGGGGCUUCGCGACUGGACAAAAUCACUGGGCUUGGAGGCCGUGUCCCAGAUGAGCCCUCGACAACCCCUGCGCCCGCAACCGUCACGUCGACGUCGACGUCGACACCAUCACCAUCACCGCCAGCGCCAGCGCCAAGGCCCGUCACCGAACACGCCGACCCAGAAGAGGUCGACAUUUCUCAACAUUUCUACCGUCCUUCCACCAGUCCCCGUCCUAGUUUUCCUCCCUCGUCCGCUUCCCCACCGGUCGAUCCUAGCGCCCUCUCCGAUGCCCAGCUGCGUCAGAUGAUGCUCGGCUUUGACCGUCCCGGUCCUGGUGCGCCUCCCGCUCCGGGCGACAUUCCGAUGAACCCGUUUGCUGCUGCUGCCGGUGCCGAUCAAGACGACCCGUUCAUGAAGAUGCUCUCCCAGAUGAUGACAGCUGGGGGUGCUGAAGGAAUGCCGGGGAUGCCGGGGAUGUCGGGCAUGCCAGGAAUGCCAGGGAUGCCAGGGAUGCCAGGGAUGCCAGGGAUGCCAGGGAUGCCACCAGGGGGGUUACAGCAGCAGUCACAAAAACGGGCGGCUUCGAAAGCCGACUACACAUGGCGCAUCCUGCACGCCAUCUUCGCCCUCGUGUUGGGGCUGUACAUCAUCCUCACGACGCACUUCAGCGGAUCAAAGGUGCAGCGAGAGAGGACGGCGCUGGCUCUCUCCCAUGCGGGCACCGAUGCCGAUGGUUCGGUCGUUCAUGGUAUGGAAGAAGGCAGGGAGGUAUUUUUCUGGAUGUUCGCCACGGCUGAGGCGCUGCUCAUCACCACACGCUUUAUGCUGGAGAAGGGGAAGCCCGGCGGUGCCGAGUCGGGGCCUCUGUGGAUGGUGGCUGGCUUCCUGCCGGGGCCUUGGAAGGGACGGGUGGAGACUGCGUUGCGUUAUGGACAGGUGUUCUCGAGCGUGAGACGGGAUAUCUUGGUGUGUGUCUUCGUCUUGGGAGUCGUUUCUUGGUGGAGGGCUUGAAAAGAGAACUUUGCCAACUAAGGGACAUGAUGGGCCGAGGAGGUGGACGAUGGAGAAUGGAUGAUGGAUGAUGGAUGAUGCAGCCAGGUCUUUAUUCUUUUGUGCUAGGUCACCUGUGUUGAUUAUCUAUGAGCCUAAAUCCAUGCGUUUCCUUUUUCAGGAAGCAAGAUGUGAGCAGUCCAUCAAUCACCCGUGACCGAGCUUGCAGA
Sodiomyces alkalinus F11 is the source of this 1345-nucleotide messenger RNA. RefSeq lists its product as hypothetical. Gene Ontology annotation, biological process: retrograde vesicle-mediated transport, Golgi to endoplasmic reticulum. The transcript is spliced from 2 exons. The record is from RefSeq and is a predicted model, not a curated record. The coding region runs from base 48 to 1136 and encodes 362 amino acids. NCBI's taxonomy places the organism in Eukaryota, Fungi, Ascomycota, Sordariomycetes, Glomerellales, Plectosphaerellaceae.